CCCCUUUUGUGAGCCGAGGCCGAUCUUUUUCCAGCACCUUCACACCUUCGCUUCCUUUUCCAACCAACAAUCCAGAGCACACGAUCUCUUGAGAAUCUACUUCCAAAUUUUCAUGACCAUAUGUCUACUUCUCUGUACACCUCAUUCUGGCAGGUUCGCAGCAGCUAUUUGCUUUUAUCGCCACCGCCUCGCUCAAUUUUCCUCAAUGCGCUCACAACUUCGCUCCCAUAUUAGUCUCUUUGAACAUCAGAUGACAGGAGAGAUCGACUGGGCAUCAUCCCAAGUCACAAAUUCGAGCCUUCUUCGCUCCGGUCAUUUUACACACAAUAAAAAUAUCUUCGGUCGCGCCUUUUACCAUAACUUGUAUGUCAACUCCUAGGACAAUCUGUUGAAAUUGGUACGCUACCAUAGCUAGCUUACCAGUCCUUCCAGCACCAGGUUCAACCACUAAUUUAGGGUUCUCCACUCUCAUUUGUCAUGCGU
This is a messenger RNA of Hyaloscypha bicolor E, 483 nucleotides long. RefSeq lists its product as uncharacterized. The transcript has a single exon. Bases 113 to 379 code for a protein of 88 amino acids. The record is from RefSeq and is a predicted model, not a curated record. Lineage: Eukaryota; Fungi; Ascomycota; Leotiomycetes; Helotiales; Hyaloscyphaceae.